AACUUAUAGCGAAGUAAACGUUGCUAACGAGCGCUAGACAUCAAUGUUCUCCCAUCUCCUACGGAGGCCACGUGUAGUGUCAUUAAUGAGACAUUGUGUUCCUACGUGCUACGCGACACCUUUACCCUCAUUCUUGUCUUGUGGGUUUGUAUUCAGCUGGUCUGGAUCACCAUGUUGUGCGCGGUUCAGCUGGUUCAAAUAGCCCGGAACCAGACGACGUACGAGAACAUGAGAGGUCACUCGAUCGACAGGAGUUACCCAAGCUCGCGCGCCUUUGCCUCUGCCAUGGCCGCUGGAACUACAUCAUAUGACGCUGCUGGUCUCUCAUCCAACGGCCAAGGCCCAAAUCCAGUGCUUGCACACGGCUCAUCCCACCGACAACAGCGUCAUGGCUGCUUACAGCAAUGGUCGUCUCUUCUCGGCGUCGACGCCUUCUUCGCGACGGCACGGGAUGGGUUGCGCGAUGGUCAGCGGACUGGCCGGCCCAAGAACCCCUUCUCCAGGGGAGUUGUUACGAAUUGCCGGGAUUUCUGGUGCGACUCAACGCCGUAUUUCGGCCGACGGGAGCCUGGAGUUGCGAUGCUCGGCAGAGAGACCAUCAACUAUAACCGGAUGUACGAAUCUCCGUCACAGAUGUAUAGUGGCGGGGGGUACCGCAGUGUAGCCGGUGAAGAGGUUUGAGGACAUUUGUCCGCAUUCCUCGUCCCCUUGCCAUUGCGGCUGUUUGUGGAGUUGACAUGAACAUGAUGAUGACCAUGUACGUGGUUUAGAGCUUUAUGUUGAUAUGUAUACAGGACUGUGUUA
Molecule: messenger RNA, 804 nt
Organism: Aspergillus campestris IBT 28561
Lineage: Eukaryota; Fungi; Ascomycota; Eurotiomycetes; Eurotiales; Aspergillaceae
Exons: 1
Coding region: 172-681 (169 amino acids)
Source: RefSeq, a predicted model, not a curated record